AUGUCGAAAAAGCAAGAGAAUUUAACACACGAAGAGGUGUGGGAUGACUCUGCCCUCAUUAACUCAUGGAAUGAAGCAUUGCAGGAGUACAAGAAAUAUCACAGCAUACACGCAAAAGGCGGAAGUGUACGAGACCUCGAGCUUCAGAAUCAGGCCGAGAUAGAGGCAGAGCCCGAGUCUGAAGAACCUCGAGUAACAGAAAUAGAGGAGAAUGUUUUGGCUUCAGAAAAGGUGGAGGAAAAUAAGUACAAGACGAAAGUCUCAAGAAACUCCUCAUGUCUUGGUAUUAUGCUGGCUACUACACAGGGUUGUAUGAAGGGGAACAACAAGCUCGACAGAAGCACGCGUCUUAAGCGAAGAAACAACAGUAUAAGCAUAUUACCCUUGAAACACGGAAGGGCGGUAGCCAUCAACCAACGUGGCUGUGAGCGCCACGAGUUUGGACAUGGGUUCUCGGUCGACCAGUUGCCGUUGAUGCGACGACCCAAGAUUGAGAUUGCCGUUUACUCGGGACCCAGUACCUCGUCAAUAGCAGCAAGCUUCCAGUUCUGGUAUAGCAAUAAGCUCAAGCGGUCGUAG
This is a messenger RNA of Fusarium pseudograminearum CS3096, 579 nucleotides long. RefSeq lists its product as uncharacterized. The coding region runs from base 1 to 579 and encodes 192 amino acids. The transcript has 5 exons. NCBI's taxonomy places the organism in Eukaryota, Fungi, Ascomycota, Sordariomycetes, Hypocreales, Nectriaceae. The record is from RefSeq and is a predicted model, not a curated record.